CCAGAUUCUCGUUGCACCUCGCCUAUUGGCUUUACUGUAAUUGAUGCACCUGCGGAAAAACGUCUCUAUCGCGGUCGUGAUUUCUUCAAACUUAGUCGCAUUGGGUUGCAAUGCGAAUUAUCCACCGGAAACUGGAUAUUAGUAGAACCCCACGAGGACGCAUCGUCCAAAUUGCUGGCUGUUGAAGACUCUACAAGUCCAUCGCCCACCUUAGCAAAACCACCAACCGUGCCAACAGAAGCCAUGGAGAUCGACUCUCGUCUACCCGGCAUCCAGCAUCAUGGCCUCCAUCAGCAUCACCAUGAGGAACAUCACGAGUUUCAUCGUCAACAUCAGAUUGAGGCCAAUCGUAAAUCGUUACCACCUCCUUCAAUGAUUCGUUCUCCAAAUACCCCUCACUUGCAUCCCCUCCCACAUAAGGCAUCCAGCAAUCCUCCAUUACCAAAGCCUUCGGCGGUAGAGCUGGUGCAUGAGCUGCAACCUCCCAUCAGAGAUCCUGGCGCUGGCAUAACCAAUCAGACCCAUACCCUUCCUUCCAUUGUAUCCCAUCCAACGAACACCUCUGGUGCCUCUCAUCUCACCAAUGGGCAUCAUUAUCCUCAUGCACCACAACAAGUUCAGCUUGAUGCCAUUGAGCGACUGCAAACGCAGAUCUCACAGAACAGCAGCACCCUGGCGGCUCAGAACCGUGACAUCAGACAAACCGAGAAAUCCGUGCAGCUCGUUGAGGAGAAUAUGCGCCGAGAAUACCAGACACAGUUGCAGCAUCAGAGCGUCGACAUCAGAAGAAUGGAUGAGACGGUAGGGAGGUUAUACCAUGAGAUGCAAGGUAUCCGUCAAGUUAUUGAGGGGUUUAGCCGUGAGAUGCAAAGUAUUCGAAAUGAGAGAUUAGUACAUAGCACAGCUCCACCGCCGGGACAGCAAACCAGUGCUCAGGACUCCGCGCUUGAGCUCAUGGCGCACCAAAUGGCUGGAAUCUCGCAGAAGGUGAACGAAGUCGACACAAUGAGACUCACGAUUGAGAUCAUGAAGAACAAAAUACAGCGCCUAGAAGGUGGACCUCCUACGAUGCCAUGCCCACAACCAGUAUCGCAAGAUCAAUCAGGACACCCCGCCCACUCGUCUCACACACCUGUGUCUUAUCAUGUAGCGCCAACUGCAGCACCGCAAAUCAACGCUCCGCUCCAUCCAUCACAGAGGAGUCAGCCCCACCCUUCGAUCCUAUCCUCGACCGUUCCGUUAGAAGCCAGCCAAAGGCCUGAACCUGUAUCAAGGCACAGUAGCUGGGCUACGGUAAAUGCUGGAGUCAAGCGCCCUCACACAAAUGGCGUGGAAAGUCCACGCGAGGUUCUCGCACAUGCAACCGGAUCUCCCAAGCGGCAAAGAACAGGGACUAACGAAUUUAAUGGCGGCUAUGUUGCAUCGCAGGGUCCUCCGCCCGCACACGCCUACGAUAUGCAAGUACAGUCUCAGAUGCACACUCUACCCUCUCAACCACAUGUCACGUCUGAGUCGACUUUGACAUCGGAGACUCAGCAUCCAGUGCACACGCCUUAUGGUACGCAAGAUAGCCCCUCGGACAACAGCUGGCAACCGGAAUCCCAGCGCAUCGUCGAGCAUCGCCCUCGUGGCAGACCUCGCGGAUCCGGACGCGGCGGACGAGGCAGGAAGAGUAUGCCAGCCCAAGUUCAUCCUAUGGGGACACCUGACUGGGACAGGGAAGAUUGGCAGGGAGUGCCCAACUCCCAAGCUAGCCCUGAAGGACACUACAACCAUAUAGCACAUCCUGGAAAGGGGAUCGCACGUCGUGGUAAUGGUGGGGGAGGUCGUGGCGGGUACACUCCAGAUCGUGCUGCGAGUCUAGGUUUGCAAGGUGUCACUGCUAGCAUGGGCGCUGUUUCUCCUGACGAUUUCUAUGGGUCCGCAAAGAAGUCGCGAAGCAAGCCAAUACGGAACGCAGAUGGUGUGCUCAUUAGAAAAGAUGGCCGUCCAGAUAUGCGUUCUCAAUCUUCGGCCGCGAAUUUGCGAAAAGUCAACGCAAAGAAGGAUGGAAUGUCGUUCACCAGCUUCCAGGACACAGCUUCAACUGCGCCCAAUACACCAAGUCCAAGCGGCCAUGCCCCGAUAGAACUGGAUGCGGCGGCCAAGAAGCACAACGAUAUCAUGGGCCGGAUGUUCCCACGUGGCAUGGACGAGUCACGCAAAGACCAUGACUAUGCUCGCCAAGUGUUUGACGAAGAUCACAAUUCCACAGCACAUCCUCGCGUGCAGAACUAUCACGCACAACAACAUCCGCCUUCUAAGUCGCCGCAUGAAGUCAAGAACGAGCGAGUCGAACAAGACCGUGUCGUAGAGUUGCAGAUCUCAAAAGACGGUGACACGAAUAUGGAUCGCGAGAGCGAGAGUCAUACACCAGGGGAACACAGCGACAAUGAACAGGAGCAACAUGAUGGUCGACCCCAAGUUCAGCAGCUGUCGAGCGAAAACAGUGUAGCGGUUUCGGAGACACCCGAUAUUGACAGCUCGGCAACACUUGCUGUGGAGACGCAGGUUUCUUCGUAG
Messenger RNA from Dothidotthia symphoricarpi CBS 119687, 2562 nucleotides. RefSeq lists its product as uncharacterized. NCBI's taxonomy places the organism in Eukaryota, Fungi, Ascomycota, Dothideomycetes, Pleosporales, Dothidotthiaceae. The annotation marks the transcript as partial. The record is from RefSeq and is a predicted model, not a curated record. The transcript has 2 exons.